Messenger RNA from Coregonus sp. 'balchen', 1484 nucleotides. NCBI's taxonomy places the organism in Eukaryota, Metazoa, Chordata, Actinopteri, Salmoniformes, Salmonidae. The record is from the annotation of a GenBank genome assembly.
AUGUGGCUCCAUACAAUGGGGAUGAACCCUUGGGAGGAUGAGCAGGCUGAUGAUCUCUCUGCUCUGCUCAAACGGAGGGAGGCUAUCAGACAAUACCAGGAGCUCAUUGACAAGAACAGGCCCAAGAGAUACAAAGUUCAAAUCUGGGGGAAAGCUGCCAUAGGUAAGCCAUGCCUUUUUAGCGGUGCUCCGAAAUAAGUUGUCAAGUAUUGCUUGAUAUCUCCUCUUUGCUUGAUGCUUCCUCUUACAGUAACAGUUAAGCUACAUGAUGGUGUAAAACACAAGUUAUUAUGGACAUUGUCAGCACCUACCUGAGGAGGCAUGGGGGCUUCGUGGACCUGCUCUUCCUGGUCUAUGACAGCCCCUGGGUCAACGACAAGGAUGUCUUCCAGUGGCCCCUUGGAGUAGCCACGUAUGUCUUCAUUUCUGGGAUCUGGGGCCAUGUAGCAAGCAUUUCAGAGUAUGAGUGCUGAUCUAGGAUCAGUUUGAUAUUUUAGAGACAUAAUUAUAUGGACGGGAGGAACUGAUCAGCACUUUGAAUAUGGACCAUGAUUCUGUUUUUGAAGCCUUUUCUUGAUUUUUUUUUCUUCUCAUGAUCUAAGAGUUCCUCUCUUCUUGUUUGUCGUCUACUCUCACCAUACACCUUUUAUUUAGCUCAUGUUUCCAUUUCAGUACACCAUACAUAUCCAUUGUACCAGAAAGAAGCGUUAUUUGACUGUGGAUUUCUAUGCCUCUCUCUGUUCAUAUACAGACAGUUUCCUGUGGUCAUGGUAAACUCCCAGAUGGUGAGCUACACCAGGCCCUUCCUCUGAAACUUCCUGGGAACCGUCUACAAGAACUCCUCGAGGGAAACACUAAUGGGGAUCUUGAAAAAAACAGGACUGGACAAAGAGUGCAUCACUACUGCCCAAGAGAAGUAUGUCACUAUGCUAUGCUGUCACUCACUGUCUGUAUCAGUUCACUCUAAUGGUUUUCAGUCCAGUUUUUGCAUCCUGGAAAUACUGGAAAUACUGUUGUUAGGCCUUGUUUACCAAUGAAACUCUGAGUCAACAUUCUCAAACAGCAGUUUUUAUCUUUUUUUAUCUUUGCAUAAAAUAAUUAAUGAAGAGCAAAGGAGAAUUUACAAGAACUGUGUAUAUAUUCACAGCAGAAGCACUGUUUAAAUGCGUAAUACAUUACAUUAACCCUCUGCUCACUAGUCCUUACUGUCCCUCCUCCUCCUCCUCCUCUCCUGCAUCAGGUGGCUUCCUUAGGAGACGGCAGAGAGUCUGAGACGGUACCAGACAGCCCUGGCCCAAAGCGAGUUCACCCUCUGCCCGGUGGGAAUCAACACAGAGUGCUACCACAUCUACGAGGCCUGUGCCUACGGUUCGGUGCCCGUGGUGGAGGACAUUGUGACCCCAGGUGGGUGCUCUGCUGCACGCAGCUCCCCACUGCGUCUCCUCAAAGCUGCAGGAGCCCCCUUCAUCUUUCUCAAGGACUGA